This is a messenger RNA of Choloepus didactylus (southern two-toed sloth), 2043 nucleotides long. It is a transcript of the gene SHF, whose product is annotated as Src homology 2 domain containing F. The transcript is spliced from 7 exons. The record is from RefSeq and is a predicted model, not a curated record. NCBI's taxonomy places the organism in Eukaryota, Metazoa, Chordata, Mammalia, Pilosa, Megalonychidae. Gene Ontology annotation, molecular function: phosphotyrosine residue binding. Bases 7 to 1473 code for a protein of 488 amino acids.
CGCCCCAUGUUACUGAGCGGAGCUCCUCCGGCGGGCUCCGGCCCCGGGCCGCGGGCGCAGGGGAGCGCGGGGGGUGGCCCGGGGGGAUCGCGCCGGGGUACCGGGGGUGCUGGAGCCGGCCCAGGAGGGGGCGGCAGCGGCGGGGUGGCCAGGUGGCUACGGGAGCACCUGGGCUUCCGCGGGGGGGGCGGCGGCGGAGGGGGGAGCAAGCCGGCGCCCCCUGAGCCCGACUACCGCCCCCCCGCGCCCUCCCCGGCCGCACCCCCCGCGCCGCCCCCGGACAUCCUGGCCGCCUACCGGCUGCAGCGGGAGCGCGACUUCGAAGAUCCUUACUCUGGGGGGCCGUCCGGCUCCGCCGCCCUCGCCGCCCCCGCCGCCCCCGGCCCCACGCCGCCCCCGCGCCACGGCUCGCCCCCUCACCGCCUUAUUCGGGUCGAGACCCCUGGGCCCCCAGCGCCUCCUCCUGAGGAGCGGAUCUCCGGACCCCCCGCCAGUAGCGACAGGUUGGCAAUCCUAGAAGACUACGCGGACCCAUUUGAUGUUCAGGAAACUGGCGAAGGCCCGGCGGGAGCCUCAGGAGCCCCAGAGAAGGUCCCUGAAAAUGAUGGCUACAUGGAACCCUAUGAAGCCCAAAAGAUGAUGGCCGAGAUACGGGGUUCCAAAGAGACGGCAGCUCAGCCCCUGCCUCUGUACGAUACACCCUAUGAGCCGGAGGAGGAGGGCGCCACCCCGGAGAGUGAGGGGGCCCCCUGGCCUCGGGAGUCCCGCCUGCCUGAGGAUGAUGAGAGGCCCCCCGAGGAAUAUGACCAGCCCUGGGAGUGGAAGAAGGAGCGGAUUUCCAAAGCCUUUGCUGUUGACAUUAAGGUCAUCAAAGACCUACCUUGGCCUCCGCCCGUGGGACAGCUGGACAGCAGCCCUUCCCUGCCUGACGGGGACAGGGACAUCUCCGGUCCAGCUUCACCCCUCCCUGAGCCCAGCCUGGAGGACAGCAGCGCCCAGUUUGAAGGAUCAGAGAAGAGCUGCUUGUCACCCGGCCGGGAGGAGAAGGGGCGGCUGCCUCCCCGACUCUCUGCAGGAAACCCCAAGCCAGCCAAGCCCCUAAGCGCGGAGCCCAGCAGUCCCCUGGGGGAGUGGACAGACCCAGCACUGCCUCUGGAAAACCAGGUCUGGUACCACGGGGCCAUCAGCCGCACAGACGCCGAGAACCUGCUCCGGCUGUGCAAAGAGGCCAGCUACUUGGUACGCAACAGCGGGACCAGCAAGAAUGACUUCUCCCUCUCCCUCAAGAGCAGUCAAGGCUUCAUGCACAUGAAGCUGUCCCGAACCAAGGAACACAAGUACGUGCUGGGCCAGAACAGCCCGCCGUUCAGCAGCGUCCCUGAAAUCGUGCACCACUACGCCAGCCGCAAGCUGCCCAUUAAGGGGGCGGAGCACAUGUCCCUGCUCUACCCCGUGGCCAUCCGGACUUUGUAGAUGUUAAGCCCGGCACUGAGACAGUCCUGGGCGCAGCUCUGUGCUCAUCACCUGGCCGAGAGCCGAGACUCCUGCCCGGGAUAUGACAUCUCAAACCCCUUUCUCUUCCUGGGAUCGAGUAGAAGCUGGAGAUUCCUUAAUUUAUUCUAAAGGGAAAGGAUCUGCGGAGUAAAGGGAUGUCUGGAGCUAGGGGUAGAGGAAACCCUAGGGACAAAGGACAGCUCCUGGAGUUGUUUAGGAUUGACAACUCCAACCGCUUUUCGCCCCUAGGGCAGAGGUGGCGCCCCUUUUCACUACCGCUCCCACCCAGCCCGGUCAGAACGGGUGGAGCCGGAUGCGGGCCCACGGGGCGCCCUGACCAUGUCUCCGCCUCCGUCCCCGCCCUUCGCCGCCAAAGCACCGGGGGGCCCCGCCCAGAAUCUGGCGGUGGGUUUGGAUUAGGCAGACCCUGGGAGGGAGACGGCAUUGGGAGAUGAGAUGUGGGGAAGGGCUCGAGCCAGAGGGAAGUUGUGCAGUCCCCAGGCCGCCCCGGCUCCGGGCCAGAGGCAAUAAAUAAACCCAGCCCCGCCA